Molecule: messenger RNA, 1581 nt
Organism: Acanthisitta chloris (rifleman)
Lineage: Eukaryota; Metazoa; Chordata; Aves; Passeriformes; Acanthisittidae
Gene: SLC2A2
Product: solute carrier family 2 (facilitated glucose transporter), member 2
Exons: 11
Coding region: 1-1581 (526 amino acids)
Biological process (GO): D-glucose transmembrane transport
Cellular component (GO): brush border; membrane
Source: RefSeq, a predicted model, not a curated record
AUGGAUGAGAAAAGCAAAAUGCAGGCAGAGAAGCACCUCACGGGAACGCUGGUCCUCUCCGUCUUCACCGCAGUGUUGGGCUUCUUCCAGUAUGGCUACAGCCUGGGUGUCAUCAAUGCCCCCCAGAAGGUGAUAGAAGCCCACUACGGGCGCGUGCUGGGCAUCACACCCCUGGACAGACACACCACCAACGCCUCUGGGGAGGAUGGCAUGGACCCCCAGGCUGGCACUGAGGGCACACGUGCACCUCUGGCCAACACUGAGGAAGACCUUGCUGCCUCCAUGCACAUCCUCACCAUGUACUGGUCCCUCUCCGUCUCCGUGUUUGCCAUCGGCGGAAUGGUCUCCUCCUUCACCGUGGGCUGGAUCGGCGACAGGCUCGGGAGGGUGAAAGCCAUGCUGGUGGUGAACAUCCUCUCCAUCAUUGGGAACCUCCUGAUGGGGCUGGCAAAGUUUGGGCCAUCUCACAUCCUCAUCAUCGCCGGGAGAGCUGUCACGGGGCUGUACUGCGGGCUCUCCUCUGGACUCGUGCCCAUGUAUGUCAGCGAGGUCUCUCCCACGGCCCUGCGAGGAGCACUGGGGACGCUGCACCAGCUCGCGAUUGUCACGGGCAUCCUCAUCAGCCAGGUUCUUGGACUAGACUUUCUCCUGGGCAAUGAUGAGAUGUGGCCCCUGCUCCUCGGUCUGUCUGGUGUGGCUGCCCUCUUGCAGUUCUUCCUGCUCUUACUGUGCCCUGAGAGCCCCCGAUACCUCUAUAUCAAACUGGGGAAGGUGGAGGAAGCUAAAAAAAAUCUGAAAAGGCUCAGAGGAAACUGUGACCCAAUGAAAGAGAUUGCAGAGAUGGAAAAGGAAAAGCAAGAAGCUGCUAGUGAAAAGAGAGUCUCCAUCAGACAGCUUUUCACCUCUUCCAAAUACAGGCAGGCUGUCAUUGUGGCACUGAUGGUGCAAAUCUCUCAGCAGUUCUCGGGAAUCAACGCGAUCUUUUACUACUCCACAAACAUUUUCGAGAGAGCUGGAGUUGACCAACCAGUUUACGCAACCAUUGGCGUUGGAGUGGUGAACACAGUCUUCACUGUUAUCUCCGUGUUCCUGGUGGAGAAGGCAGGCAGGCGGUCCCUGUUCCUGGCUGGUUUGAUGGGCAUGUUAAUAAGCGCCGUGGCCAUGACAGUUGGACUUGUCCUCCUGAGCCAGUUUGCCUGGAUGAGCUAUGUCAGCAUGGUCGCGAUCUUCCUCUUCGUCAUCUUCUUUGAAGUGGGGCCUGGGCCCAUCCCCUGGUUUAUUGUAGCCGAACUGUUCAGCCAAGGCCCACGUCCUGCUGCCAUCGCCGUCGCUGGAUUCUGCAACUGGGCCUGCAACUUCAUCGUGGGAAUGUGCUUCCAGUACAUAGCGGAUCUGUGUGGACCGUACGUGUUUGCCAUCUUCGCGGGUCUGCUCCUCGUCUUCUUCCUGUUUGCGUACUUCAAAGUGCCGGAGACGAAGGGAAAGUCCUUCGAGGAGAUUGCGGCUGUGUUCCGCCGCAAGAAGCUCUCAGCCAAAGCCAUGACUGAGCUGCAGGACCUGCGAGGCGGUGAGGAGGCAUAG